ACGCAGACCCGAGCAAGGACGUCCCUCGAGCGCUGCGAUGAUCUCUGCACCCAGCUUUGCCGUCCGGUCCUCAAUGGCGAGAAGCUCCGCUCCCACCGCUCUGGCCCUUGUCCUGACUUUCCUUUUCUCUGGGGUGCAGGGCCAGACUCCCAGGGGUCUCCAGGAGAGCACUGUCCCCUUUGAGGUGCUGAGCCAGGAGCAGGCGUUCAGCCUGGUCCAGCAAAGCCUGUUCCAGGAGCCCAAACCAUCGAACUUCUCUGAAAUCCUCCCCAAGAGCCCCAGCUCCGAGCCGCCCCUGCUGCCUGUGUGCGCCAAGCCGACAGACAUCAGGCACAUCUUCAAGUACAUCAACACCAUUGUGUCCUGCACCAUCUUUGUGGUGGGGAUCAUUGGGAACUCCACACUCCUGAGGAUCAUCUACAAGAACAAGUGCAUGAGGAAUGGGCCCAAUGUCCUCAUUGCCAGCUUGGCACUUGGGGACCUUCUCUACAUCCUCAUUGCUCUGCCCAUCAACGUGUACAAGCUCUUGGCAAAGGACUGGCCCUUUGGUGUGCAGGUCUGCAAGCUGGUCCCCUUCAUCCAGAAGGCCUCGGUGGGCAUCACGGUCCUCAGUCUUUGUGCUCUCAGCAUCGACAGGUACCGAGCGGUGGCAUCCUGGAGUCGGAUCCAGGGGAUAGGGAUCCCCAUGUGGAAGGCAGUGGAGGUACUGCUGAUCUGGGCAGUGGCCAUCGUGCUUGCAGUCCCUGAAGCCAUAGCCUUCGACAUGGUGGAGCUCAACUACUGGGAGCAACACCUCUGGGUGUGCAUGCUCGCCUCCGAACAGAAAUCCAGCUUCAUGAAGUUCUACCGCGAUGUGAAGGACUGGUGGCUUUUUGGCUUCUAUUUCUGCCUCCCCUUGGUAUGCACUGGCAUCUUCUACACCCUCAUGUCAUGUGAGAUGCUGAGCAAGAGAAACGGCAUGAGAAUCGCUCUGAAUGACCACAUGAAACGGCGCCGGGAGGUGGCCAAGACCGUCUUCUGCCUGGUGGUCAUCUUUGCACUCUGCUGGCUGCCGCUCCAUCUCAGCCGCAUCCUCAAAAAGACCAUCUAUGACCAGACUGACCCCAACAGAUGUGAGCUGCUCAGUUUCCUCCUGGUGAUGGAUUACUUCGGGAUCAACAUGGCCUCCCUCAACUCCUGCAUCAACCCUGUGGCUCUCUACUUUGUCAGUCGGAAAUUCAAGAACUGCUUUCAGUCCUGCCUGUGCUGCUGGUGCCAGCAGCCGGCUCUGAGCAUCACCCCGAUGGACGAGAAGGGCUCCGUCGGGAAGUGGAAGGCCACUGGGCAGGAGCUCGGGCUGGACCGGAGCAGCUCCCGCCUGAGUAACAAGUACAGCUCCUCCUGA
Messenger RNA from Mesitornis unicolor (brown roatelo), 1384 nucleotides. Its product is annotated as endothelin B receptor-like. The record is from RefSeq and is a predicted model, not a curated record. Gene Ontology annotation, cellular component: membrane. Gene Ontology annotation, biological process: enteric nervous system development; regulation of blood pressure; vasoconstriction. NCBI's taxonomy places the organism in Eukaryota, Metazoa, Chordata, Aves, Mesitornithiformes, Mesitornithidae. Gene Ontology annotation, molecular function: endothelin receptor activity. The transcript has 7 exons. The coding region runs from base 38 to 1384 and encodes 448 amino acids.